Messenger RNA from Pelodiscus sinensis (Chinese soft-shelled turtle), 5315 nucleotides. The record is from RefSeq and is a predicted model, not a curated record. Lineage: Eukaryota; Metazoa; Chordata; Testudines; Trionychidae.
AAAAUCUAUUUAUGUUCUAUCAGUGGCAGUCGGUCCUCUAAAACAUUCAAACCCAAAAAGAAUAUUCCUGAAGGCUCUCAUCAGUAUGAGCUCUUGAAACAUGCAGAAGCAACCUUGGGAAGUGGCAACCUUAGACAAGCUGUUAUGUUGCCAGAAGGAGAAGACCUCAAUGAAUGGAUUGCAGUUAAUACUGUGGAUUUCUUCAAUCAGAUCAAUAUGUUGUAUGGGACUAUCACAGAGUUCUGCACAGAAGCAAGCUGUCCAGUAAUGUCUGCUGGGCCAAGGUAUGAAUACCAUUGGGCAGAUGGUACCAAUAUAAAGAAACCAAUUAAAUGUUCAGCUCCCAAGUACAUUGAUUAUUUGAUGACAUGGGUUCAGGACCAGCUCGAUGAUGAAACCCUCUUUCCUUCAAAGAUUGGUGUCCCUUUUCCUAAGAACUUCAUGUCUGUGGCAAAGACUAUAUUGAAGCGUCUGUUUAGGGUCUAUGCCCAUAUUUACCACCAGCACUUUGACUCUGUGAUGCAGCUCCAGGAGGAAGCCCAUCUCAACACCUCCUUUAAGCACUUUAUUUUCUUUGUACAGGAGUUCAACUUGAUUGACAGGCGUGAGUUGGCUCCUCUUCAAGAACUAAUUGAAAAGCUAGGAUCCAAAGACAGAUAAAUCUUCCUUAGAAGAAUUCUUUCUGCUUUCAAACAUGGUUACUCUUUCUUGCUUCCAGCUGCAGCUAUUUCUUUGCCACUUUGUCUUUAGUGGCACAAACCUUGAGAAACCAGGUACCACAGCAGAUCUAAAACAGAUGCUUUCCAGGCUAGCACAAUUACUGCCCUUCUUCCAGCUUAGUAGCUGGCCUGAAAAGAGGUUGCAAAGAGGUAGUUGGUCAAAUUCUAUAUAAAAUCAAGGUCUGCAAUACAGCACAAGUGUCUUCAGAGCAAUGUAGCUAUGAAUUCUAAGAGCUUCUUGCUCAGAUCUUUUACUUGCAAAGUUGGAGUUCAUGAUUGCAUUCAUCCCUGCAAUGUCAUGAUUUUCUAACUGACCUACAUUUUGUCAGUCUAGAUAUUAGUGAAAUUUUGCAUAAUUUUCUAUGCAGAACGUCUCUGUAGUUUGCAUUAGCAGUUCCAGAAUGUUUUGCUCUAGAAACUGGAUGGUUUAGUUAUUUGAGACCUCACUCCAGCUUGCAGUUUUGACUGUACAGUGUUUUGUGCACAACCCCCUAAAUUCAUAUGCAUGGAUGAGGGAGCAAAAGGUUCAAAUGCACAUUCAGGAGCUUGGAUGUAUAAUACAGGAUAUUUGAAGAAAAAUUUGGCUUCAUAACAUUUAAUUUUUCAAACACUUCCAAACUGUAGCUAUUGCAGUUUAACUAAUACGAAACAAUGGAUACUAAGAGUUCUGUAGCUACGGGGUCUGGCUAGAAAUUGUUUGCAAAACUGUAAAUGCAAGUAUUUUGGAUUGGGUCUUAUUCCAUCCAGUGUUUAGUUGCUCAACAAAGUUCCAUUGUACAACUCUAUAUAUGCCAGUAUAAAUAUUGUUUUAAUACUCCUGAUAAGUGCAUUACGUUACGAACUUUGAUAUUCCACUGUUUUCUAUGUGGGAAAUAGAACUAUUUUUGCAAAUUUUAUGAUGUAUGCAAUUUACAUUUAGAAUACCCAACAUUUUUAUCUCUUAGAACUAGGCCGGUAAAAGGAAUAGGCUGGUAUAUAUAGUGUCAGAAACCAAAGCAGUUUUGAAAAACAAUCUGGCAUUCAGUUGAUUACUAAAAUAUGUGUGCGUGUGCAUGCCCCAUGGUUCCUUUUAAAGAAAAUUUAAAUGACAGUUGGAUGUGCCUGUGGAUUUUCAUUUGUGUUCACCAUUUCAAAUCUCUGUGUCUUCAUGGUUUUGUUUUUGUUUUUUUAAAGAAAAUGGUAACUUAAUUCACUUCAUUGUGUGGCAUUCAGAACCUUGUUUUUUAAAUGCUGGAUCAGAAAUAGAAGGAAAAACUACUGGUGUAUUCAUUAUGAAUGCUUUUCUUUUUUUUUUUAAAGAGUAGUUUGUUUUAAGUUUUUAUCUAGAAGCACUUUCUAUUUGCCUUAGACAAAGCCUUAAAUAAUGGAUGGUCAUGAAGUUACGAUCCAAAAGAGAGUAAGAUAAAGCAACAUAGAGCCCACCUAAAAGAACCAGAUGAAAACUUGACUGGCACAGAAGCAUGUGUGAGAGAGAGCGUAAAGGAGAAACAUUCUGCAUUGUACCCCAGUGCAAACUGCAGAGGUUUCUUUUUUUUAAGUGUGUGUCAUGGUUAUAUAAUGGAGUCACUACUGUAUUUUGACAGAUUAAGACAAUAGCACCAGCACCAACUGACUGUGAAAAAUCUGAGCUACAGAUGCCUAGUUUCUUUGUUGGAACAUCAUGAGUAUCAUUCAUAGUGUUUUGUUUAAAAAACAUUCCAUUCUAAAGGCUUAAUCCUGAGUUGUUUUCAUCCUGUUUGUUUGAUGUUCCUUCUGGUGUGUCUCAUUCCAUGAGAAAAACCUGUGGCUCACAGGUCUCGAGAGCUUGGAGGCAAUUGUGUUGUAAUAUGGUGUUGAUUGACAUUCUUAACUUGUUUUGUAAGAAACUAGUAUUUAAUGUGUGCAGUCUUUGCGAUUCAGAGAGGAAGGGGUUCCAGCUGGGCCCAGUGAUAUGUUCCAGCCAUAGUAGGUGGAAUCUUUGUGUUGAAACCUUGAUAUUUCUUUUCAGGUAGCUUUGGCUUUUAAUUUCCCUUGUAGGGGGCAACCAGUGUUUUUCUUUUUAAUAGUCUAGUCCCCAAUGCUUUUUCCACCCAACCUACCUGGUAGAGGGGAGCAACACUGCAGAAAAAGCUGAGCUGUAGUUGUGCAAAGGGUCAAUUCAGCAUCAUGGAAUGGCCUUUUCCCCCUUACCACGCCUCAUCACCUUUGUUCUUUCUGCAGAGCCACUACUUUUGUUCUCUUUGCAAGCCUGUUUACCUGUGAACUGUAGUUCGGUGUGUAAAAUGAAUGGUGCAUAAAGCACCAGGAAAUCCGCUGUGUAAUUCUCCCCCCUCAGGGAUUGUGAAGCUCCUGAAUGGGCAAGCAGUCCUGGCACCCUGCCUGUUUGGUCCAGGAGAGCACUGAGGGAACAUCCCAUGUGACUGCGUAGGGAUCCAUGGGGUUGAAAUCCUGCAAAUGUGGAUCUGCUGCCACUCCUGCCCUUGCUGGCUCCUUCUGCCCUACUGGUACCUUAUAGAAGAGUGUUAGAUGACUACUUCCCAGACAGCUUUUGCUUAUCCAUACCUCUAAUCAUCCUGCCUGUCAAACAACUACAUCAAUACUAGGGAAUUUCAGAUGUUAUGUAGUUCUUUACAGGACAACUUUAUUGUCAACUAUGCGUGUCUGAAAUUCAAACUUUGUAACUCCAGGGACCCACUGAAUUCUCUGUAAAAUGCAUCACACAAGAUGCAUCUGUUUUUGCCACUUUUCAGCUGAUUUUUGUCACCCUUUGUUUUGAGUCCCUGAACAAACAAGCCAACAACACCAUUAAAUAGAACUGUGCCAAAGCUCUGUUAUUUUUCACAACUUUGUAUUCUUGCUUAGCCAUUGCUUAUCUGCUAUCACACUGCACGUCCAUUGACCAAGCACAGCAGUAGGCUGCUGACUAAGAGCAAACUAGUGCUCCUCUGAAUUUCAUAAUUAACUUCUGAAAAGUACAGUAGUCAUUAAGUGACAUGGGAUAGGGGACCAAAGUAGAACUGUAUGAUUUCAUAUACAUUUUGGCUGUGAUUUCAAAGUGACUCAAUUUACAAAGUUGAACAGUGUUUUUCCUAACUACUGGUGCUGCACAUUUCAGACCCCAGAAUGAGUUUUCAAGACGGAUGCAUUGUCCAAAUGCAAGAAUGUUGAUAUAGCAGACUAACUGAAUGACAGUGGUUGAAAUGGUACAUGAUGAAGAAAUUCACUUUUUAAUUUCCUAGUCUUCUGGUGUUUUAGAAUCAGUGAAAUUCAAAAAACAUUCAAGAUCCACCUGAAUUCAGAGUUCACUAGGUGGAUUCAGAGUUAAUGAGAAUAGAUAGCACAUUGCAGAUCUGGCCUUUACAGGUUGUAAGGGAAGACUGGUAAAAGCUUUUUGAAAUUAUUUUGCUUCACCAAUCCAACUGGAUGGAUAGAUAGCUACUUAAGUUUACAGUGUUUGUCAAAAAUUGUACAAAUUUAAACUCAAUUAGUUUAAAACCACACUGUUCUAGGUUUAGCCUGUUUUGAGAUUUCUUUUUUAAAUGUAAGUUGCUCAUAUUUAAAACCUCACAUUAGAACUGUGAAUAAAACUGGUGGUUUUUGCUUGGCAUCUGUAAUGAGCAAGCUUUUCCCCUGGCCUUGCACAAAUGCAACUUUUCAGAUAAUUUAGUUUUACCUAAAGUGCUUAUGUAUCAGUGCUGAGCUACCUUUAAAAUGAGUAGAUUUCAGUAUAGGAAAUUAUGCAGCCUUUUCCUCCGCUAUAGAGAAACGUUGAUAAUUGAGAAAAGAAUGUAAGGCUUUGUUGGUUUUUAAGGCAAAAUAACUUUUUCUAGUUAAACUGUUUUUCUUCCUAGAUCUACAGCAGUGUUCUUCAAAUCUCUGCUUUCUUCCAAGGCAAGCACUGGUCACUUCAAGCAGAUUACAUUGCUUAGUGGACAGCGCAUGAAACUCACAAGUGUCCAUUGAAUACUGAAUAGCCAGUGAUCUGCUUCAGCAUACUCUUGACAAAACUAUUGGGUUUCUCUGUUCAGAUUUUUUUUUUCUGAAUUGUACUGUUAAUUUAAGAAUUCAGGGGAAAUUCAACAUUAAUACAGGGAUAGGCAGUUCCAGCUGUUGGAAGAAUUGAUAGUGUUUGAGAAAUACUGUACUAGAUUAUGACCUUUUGAAGUUCUUUUUAUAUCAAUACACAUGCUUCCUCAGGAUGGACUAGGGUUGCAAGGUUCUUUCAUGCAGCUGCUUUGAGUAGGCAGAAAAAUUUGUUCAGACAACCUUAACUUGCAUUGCAGGCAAGUGGUGCUGUAAAUUGAAACUGGUUACAGUAUUUAGGCCUCUUGCCACUUCCAGUGUUAGUGGACAAACUUAAGUAACUACAAAUCAAUACUGCUGCUGUGCCUUCUGUAUUUUCCUGCUUGUUUCCUUCAACUUGACUAAACAGUUACUCCAUGGCAAAAAAAACUGUUUGCAUAAAUUAAUGUUAGUGAGUUUAAUAUGAAAAUUUUAUAGUAUUUUUACCUGGGGCUUUUUUGGUUACUUUUAGUAAGUUUAUUGUACUUUAAAAAAAAAAUUUUGUACCUACUUUUGUAACUUUCAUUCAAUCAAAUAAAGCAUGUGGUAUUCAAA